Molecule: messenger RNA, 1806 nt
Organism: Insectozyma verbasci
Lineage: Eukaryota; Fungi; Ascomycota; Pichiomycetes; Serinales; Debaryomycetaceae
Source: the annotation of a GenBank genome assembly
AUGGGUAGAAGAGCUAAGAAUAAACAAGGAGUGCCUCCUUCAUAUGAAGAAUUCCAAGCUGAAAAGAAUAAGAAAGAUCAUAAACGAAAACGAAGCCAAGAAACUGUUGAUAAACCUGUUAAAAAAUCAAAAGCAGAAAUACCCAAGGUCAAAAAAUCUAAGAAAAGGCAAGAAGAUAUUGAGGAAGAACCUAAAGAUUUACCUCAAGUUGAUCUUGAAGAAUUAUCAUCUGCUAGAAAAUCAUUAUUUGAUGAGUCAGAAGAAGAGGAAGAAGAAUUAAAUGAUGAAUUUGAUAUUGAAGGUGGUGAAGAUUUCCAGGACUCAGACGAAGAAGUACAUACUAAGCCUAUGUUUUCAGACGACGAUGAAGAUGAAGAUGAAUUGGAAAAUUUAAAUGCUGAAAAUAUGGAAGCAUAUUCAAAACAAUUAGAUGAAGAAGAUGAAAUUGAAGCAGAAGAAGCAGAACAAGAAUUAAUUGAAGGUGAUUUAAAACAGCCAAGAGCUAAAGUUUUACCUACCGCCGAAGAAGAAGAGGAAACUAAAGGACAACCAAAGGAUAUAACCAUGAUACGUACUAGAAUGUUGGAAAUUAUAAAAGUUUUGGAAAAUUUUAAAGAAUUAGCAGAAGAAGGAAAAUCAAGAACAGAAUAUACAACACGAUUAAUCCAAGAUAUAUGUGAUUAUUUUGGAUAUUCUGAAUUUUUAGCUGAAAAACUAUUUAAUUUAUUUUCACCAAGUGAAGCUAUGGAAUUUUUUGAAGCUAAUGAAAUUGCAAGGCCAAUUACAAUUAGAACAAAUACAUUAAAAACAAGAAGAAGAGAUCUAGCACAGACGUUAGUUAAUAGAGGUGUUAAUUUACAACCAAUUGGUAAAUGGACAAAAGUUGGUUUACAAAUUUUUGACUCACAGGUUCCAAUUGGUGCAACUCCUGAAUAUUUAGCAGGUCAAUAUAUUUUACAAGCUGCUUCUUCAUUUUUACCAGUUAUGGCUUUAGAACCACAAGAAAAUGAAAGAAUUUUAGAUAUGGCUGCUGCCCCAGGUGGUAAAACUACUUAUAUAUCAGCAAUGAUGAAAAACACUGGUUGUGUAUUUGCAAAUGAUGCAAAUAAAGCAAGAACAAAAUCAUUAAUUGCAAAUAUUCAUAGAUUAGGUUGCAAAAAUACAAUAGUUUGUAAUUAUGACGCAAGAGAAUUUCCAAAAGUUAUUGGUGGAUUUGAUAGAAUUUUAUUAGACGCUCCUUGUUCAGGUACUGGUGUUAUUGCAAAAGAUGAAUCAGUCAAGGUUUCAAGAACUGAAAAAGAUUUUAUGCAGAUUCCACAUUUACAAAAACAAUUAUUAUUAUCUGCAAUUGAUUCAGUUGAUGCAAAUUCUGCAACUGGUGGUAUAAUAGUUUACUCAACUUGUUCAAUUGCAGUUGAAGAAAAUGAAGCAGUUGUAGAUUAUGCUUUAAGAAAAAGACCAAAUGUGAAGUUAGUAGAUACGGGUUUAACUAUUGGUAAAGAAGGUUUUACAUCUUAUAGAGGUAAACAUUUUAAUUCAAAAAUAAAUUUAACAAGAAGAUAUUAUCCACAUACUUAUAAUGUUGAUGGAUUUUAUGUUGCAAAAUUUAAGAAAAUUGCUCCUUCACCUCAUGAUAUUUCAAAAGCUGGUGCAAAGGAAAAAGAAAAUGCAGCCAGAUUAGAGUUAGAAGAAGAAGGUAUUAUACAUGAUGAUUUUGCUGAUUUUAAUAAUGAUGAAGAUAAAGAAUUGAUUGAAAAAUCAAAGAAAUAUAGUAUGAAAAAGAAAGGUAUAAAUCCAAAUUUGUAA